This is a messenger RNA of Anopheles moucheti, 5948 nucleotides long. RefSeq names its product DNA polymerase theta (gene DNApol-theta). Lineage: Eukaryota; Metazoa; Arthropoda; Insecta; Diptera; Culicidae. The record is from RefSeq and is a predicted model, not a curated record. Gene Ontology annotation, molecular function: DNA binding; DNA-directed DNA polymerase activity; ATP binding. Bases 1 to 5937 code for a protein of 1978 amino acids. The transcript is spliced from 4 exons. Gene Ontology annotation, biological process: DNA-templated DNA replication; double-strand break repair via alternative nonhomologous end joining.
AUGUUUUCCCAGUCCUUGCAAUUAGGCGAUAAUACAUUUGAUGCACUAGAAAGACAACAUGCGAAAGCACAUACGCCUCCAACCAACCAACGAACAACAAGAUCACAACGGAAGCAGCAGAGCAGCACCGAGGAAGUGAUCGAGGAAUCACCAACAAACACAAAAUGUCCUGCCGAAUUGUCGCGACAGCGAAGUGUUCGGGAAAGGUUGCAGAUUAUAUCGACACAAACCAGAGGACGCAAACCAAAAAAUCGUACCGGUAGUAGAUCUGAUGGGCAACAUUCAAGCGCUAGCAAUCUUAAGGGUGGCAAAGAUGCAAAGUGCUCUUCGAUUCGUAGCAAGGAUAAUUUUUCAGAGUUGUUCAAUAGUGACGUUCAGUUCAAUAUCGAUCAAUCUACUCGCAGAAAUGCUUUAAAACGAACACAAGAUUGUCGGCAACAUUCAGAGAAAUCCAACCAUGGACCCUCUCCGGGAAAGCAAAUAUCCAUUCGGCAAAGCGAUGAAUUUGAAGCCCUCUUUCAAAAUAGUGCCUUUUCAAUGGACGCUGUUCGUAGCCAAUCAAUAUUGAUGCCGUCCCAUCCAAACGCUCCUAAAGAGGGCAGUUUUAAUACUCUUUUCGAAGCGAGCGAUUUUACCCUUGAUAAAGCUGAAGAAAUUGCGGCACAUGCGGACAGCCAGCAUAAACAGGUAACCAUGGCUGAGAGUGAACUAGAGAUCUUUAGCGAAACAUUGUUUGAUCGUGCCAUCUCGAGCGAACCCGGUAUGGACGAGCUGUUUGAGACUAGCAGUCUCAUAGAAUCUCUCCGAGUCGAUUCAGCGGACGAUACGAUCGCGGACGUGGCCAUCGACAUAGAAAAUGUUACCUUUUCUCAACCAUUAACAACGGCUAGUAUUGCUUUAGGCCAGGGAGAAUUCGACGAGAACCAUCAUCAGUCACGCCAUGCAGAAAUGGUUAAUUUUAUCGAGUCAGAAUUGGUAAACUCGCUUCGUAACACCAAAGAAUCUUCCCUUUUAGAUACAGUUGCCAACGGGCACGACGAAAGUAGUAUAUUUUCCACAAGUGUAAUAAACCUGCCAAAAGGGCCAAGAACCCAAACUGAGUCAGAAAAGAGACCACUUGUUGGCAGUAUGAGCUUCGAUGAAACGAAAGACUUACGUUUGCUCGUCAAUUGGGGUCUGCCGAGUUCGAUUACAGACGAGUAUGCAAGGAAGGGUAUCGUCGAGCUGUUCCCCUGGCAGGUGGAAUGUCUAUCUCGCAAGGAGGUGGUUCUGGAAGGCAAAAAUCUCAUCUACAGCGCACCAACUUCUGCUGGUAAAACACUUAUGAGUGAGUUUCUGCUUGCCAAAACGAUUACUGAACGAAAAUUAAAAGCAUUGUUCAUUCUUCCGUUCGUGGCCGUUGCACGGGAGAAGAUGCUUUAUCUGAAGGACCUCCUCGAACCAGGUGGGUUGCGCGUUGAAGGGUUUUAUGGCGGUUAUCACCCACCCGGUGGUUUCGAGUCGGUCGAUCUUGCCGUCUGCACGAUCGAGAAGGCUAACUCAAUUGUGAACCGGCUGCUGGAGCAGAACGCCCUCACCACGCUGGGACUUGUUGUGGUCGAUGAAGUGCAUCUCAUUUCGGACCCUUCGCGUGGCUACAUUUUGGAACUGCUGCUCACGAAAAUUCGUUACGUUGCGUCUCGCUGUGAGCAUCGGAUACAGAUCGUCUGUAUGUCCGCCACACUGCCCAACAUUGAUUUACUUGCCCGGUGGCUAAAGGCGGACCUUUACCGCACCGACUUUCGGCCUAUUGCGCUGGUAGAGAUGAUUAAGAUAGGCAAUCGGGUUUACAGUGCGAAAGGUGAAACAAUUCGAGUUCUAAACGGUUCGGUGCUCGGAUACACUAUACCGAAGGAUACGGACCACGUGGUGUUGCUUUGUCUCGAGACGAUUCUUGAAAGUUGCGCGGUGAUCGUAUUCUGCCCAUCCAAGGACUGGUGCGAACAAUUGGCCAUCUCGCUUGCCAGUACGCUACACACGCUUCGCAAAGAUAAUCAUCCGCACGAUGAACUGCGGAAUGAAUUACGCAAACAGUUGGACGGUGUGAGGCAGGACGAGGUACUGCUGCAGCUUCGUAACUCCCCAGCCGGAUUGGACAGUGUGUUGGAAAAAACCGUACGUUAUGGUGUCGCUUUUCAUCAUGCCGGUCUAACGACGGACGAGCGGGACAUUAUUGAGGGAUCGUUUCGAGCUGGUGCGUUGCGCAUUAUCGUGGCCACUAGUACCUUAAGCAGUGGAGUGAAUUUACCUGCUAGACGUGUUAUCAUCCGUACACCCAAGUUCGGUGGCCGACCGAUGAGUUCGUUGACGUAUAAACAGAUGAUUGGACGGGCUGGCCGAACCGGACGGGAUACGCUCGGAGAGUCCAUACUUAUAUGCAGCCCGGCAGAGGAAAAGAUCGGAUGGGAGCUUAGUGGAACCGAGCUACCACCGGUGCGAUCGUGCUUAGACAGUGAGAACUAUGCUCAUUUGAAGCGAGCGAUACUGGAAAUCAUCGCCUCUGGCAGCGCCACUACAUCUCAGGAACUGGAAACGUUUGUCAACGCAACGCUGUACAGCUGUGAACGGGAGCAUCGUUUCACAGUGAACGAUCAGCUUUACCAAACGAAAUGGUUAAAACCAAAACGAACACUAGUCGGUGACGAGAUGGAUCCUCACGAGGGUAGUGAGGAAAUGGAUCCAAUUGUCUCGUGCAUAUCUUUUUUGCUUGAAUAUGAGUUCAUUCGCCUUUUGCAACAGGAUCACGUGGAGGAUGGCAAUACGUCCAUCAUUACCAAGCGAACCGUCCUCAACGCUACCAGGCUUGGUCAUGCCUGCUUAGCGGCGUCGCUACCACCGAAGGAUGGAUUUCUUCUGUUUAGUGAGCUGCAACGUGCUCGGCAGUGUUUCGUGCUGGAGUCGGAGCUGCAUGCAAUCUACCUAGUGACACCGUACUCGGUUGCCUACCAGUGGCAGCAGAUCGAUUGGAUGGACUUUCUCGAUCUAUGGGAAAAGCUACCCAGUGCUUCAAAGCGCGUCGGUGAGUUGGUCGGUGUAAAGGAAUCAUUCAUGGUGCGUGCAAUGCGUGGUGCCGCCAAUCUGGACUAUCGUAGUUUGCAGAUACACAAACGCUUUUACACAGCACUGGCAUUGCUCGAGCUGGUGCACGAAGUGCCGCUGGGCAAUGUUGCACAUAAGUUUAAAUGCUGCCGAGGGUUGUUGCAAAGCCUGCAGCAAGUAUCGGCCACGUUCGCCGGCAUUGUGACUGCGUUCUGUGCGUCGUUAAACUGGACUCUUCUACAGCUGCUGGUUGCGCAAUUCCGCGAGCGUUUGUUCUUCGGUGUGGCGCACGAGCUACUCGAUCUCAUGCGCAUACCUUCGCUGAAUGGACAACGUGCGCGAUUGCUGUACGACGGUGGAAUUACCGGGCUGGUGCAGUUAGCAAAUGCGGAACGACUCACGGUCGAAACCAUUCUGCACAAUCGUACCAGCUUCGAGGCUGAACGCGUACGCGAAAACGAAAACGAAUACGAGGCGGAACGCAGGAAGCGUCUGCGUAAUCUUUACCUCACUGGACGAUCGGGCGUAACUGUGGAGGAGGCAGCGCGAUUGCUCAUACAGGAAGCGCGUAACUAUUUGCAGUUAGAGCAUGGUCUCGCAAAUCCAUGCUGGUCACAGACGAUCGAAACUGGUGCGGUGAAAAAGAAUGAAGGCGAUGGAGAUGAGCAGCAAAUAGAACAGGAACUUAAAGGCGAAGAAGAGCAUAAUCGUUCGAGUACGGCGAAAGCUGACGAACAAACAUCUAGCCUGCUCUUGUCGCAUGGUGAAUCAUCGAAUUCAACACACUUUCACAACUCCCUGCUGAUGAGGAACGAUCGUGCGGGUAAGAAGAGUGCGGUCAUGCAUAAUGAUAGCACCAAACGACUAACAAUCAUCGAAGUCUGCAAGGAACUUGCCGCGUAUGAACAGUUUUGCCAGCUUGUUGCCAAGCAAAGCUCUUUAACGAUCGCAUUCGGCGUUGCGCAGGAAGAGUCUCCUUCCGGUACCAGCAUUGGAGGACAUCUACAGAAGAUCGAACGUAUAUCUAAGGCUCGCAAACGAUUGUUUGCAUACCCGUUUGAUGAUAACCUUUACCUCGCUGGGAUGGCAAUGGCAAUGCAGGAUACGUCGUCUAUUGUAUAUUACAUCGAUUUUCAGAACGACACGAUCAUAGAUAGGAACGAAAAGGUUCGCUUUUUACGCACCCUGUUCAGUAGGGAAGCAGUAACGAUUACGCUGCUUGACGCCAAGGAUCAGUUGAAGAUCGUCUACCGGGCAGGAUUAAUUCCUGCUGCGGAAGGCGAUGAGCUGAUGGCCGCUACGAUACAGGAUCCAAGGAUAGCUUGCUGGUUGCUUCAAACAGACACAGAAACUCUCACAUUAGAUGCAAUGAUCGAACGACACUGUCCCACACUGAAGGAGGCCGAAUUGAUGUGGACAGGACAGCGUUGGGUAACGCCCAAGUGGACCGGCCAUGGUUUGAACCACCACAGUCCGAUCGAUGCCAAACAGCGAUGCGCCGUUGAGUGUCUGCUAAUUAGCCAAUUGAUGCCGUGUAUAGGUAAGCGACUUGCUGUUAGCGGAGAUUCGCUUCUGGUCUGUUUUACGUCACGGGAAAUGCCUGUCCAGCUGGCAUUGGCACGUGCCGAAGUGAUCGGAUUUCCUGUCGAUCGUGAUCGUCUGGGAGUAUUGAUCACACGCCUUAAAGCAUGUCGCGAUCGCAUCGCGGACGAAGCGCGAAAACUCAAUGGUAACCGUCGACUUGACUUCGGUUCAUCGCGUGCCGUUGCUAAAGCGUUGCAACUAGCCAGUGGCAAUCAAAAGCGUUGCCGCACGGUGCGACAGGUACUGGAGCGGCUGGAAAGUCCACUAGCCGCGCUCGUGAUUGCACAUCGUAAAAUAGAAAGUAACCUCACCAGGACUAUCGAACCAUUGUACCGGGUCAUACGUCCCGGUUGUGGACGGGUGCAUGGACGUAGCUUCUGUUUCACUUCAACUGGUCGCAUUACUAUGCACGAACCCAAUCUGCAGACGGUGGUGAAGGACUUUACUGUACCGGCCGGUCUUGGAUACGAAACGGAUGGUGAGCGUAUGUUCAGCUGUCGCAGCACGUUCGUGUGUACCGAUCCCGAAAGGACGGUAUUGCUUUCUGCUGACUUUUGUCAGCUCGAAUUGUGCAUUCUAACGCACCUGUCUCAGGACCGGCAAUUACUGACGGCACUGGGUGCUAACGAUGGAAGCGAAUGUAAGGACGUGUUCCGAGCGUUAGCGGCUCGCUGGAACCAGAUCGAAAGGGAAUCGGACGUAAGCGAAGAGCUGCGAAACCGCACAAAGGCAAUUGUUUACGGCGUUAUUUACGGUAUGGGUAUACGCACACUGGCAGCCGAAUUGCAACUCGAUGAGGAUGCGGCACGAACCGUAAUGGAACAAUUUCACGCCACCUACCCAGAGAUACGUCGCUACAUCGAGCGUGUCGUACGGUUAACCCGACAGCUUGGAUACAUCGAAACGCUAACCGGGCGGCGACGCCAUUUGCCGGCCAUUUCCAGCGAGAAUGCCCGUGAACGUGCUGAAGCAGAGCGUCAGGCGGUCUGCACCACAAUCCAGGGUUCGGCAGCCGAUAUUCUAAAGAACGCUAUCGUGCGCAUGAGACGUAAUUUGGGUAAAUAUCGGAACGUACUAGAGUUGGGCGAGAUUCGGUUAGUGUUGCACAUGCAUGAUGAACUGAUCUAUGAGGUUCCACGCAAACAGCUACCUAAGGUGGCUAAGAUACUCAAAUCCAGUAUGGAGAACUGUGCCAAACUGAGCGUGCCGCUAAGGGUAAAAUUAAAAACCGGCCCCACUUGGGGUACGAUGCAAGAAUUGUCGUUGGGACGAUAGCCGAAGGGCAG